AUGAAGUUCACUGGAAUCGUCGCUUCUCUGGCUGUUGCCAGCUCUGUCUCUGCUCUGGCCAUCCCUCAGACCCCUGUUGAUGCCACCCUGAGCAAGCUGAACAAUGCCCUCAACAAUGUUGAGGGUCUCGUCGGUGGUCUCCUCGGCGGCGUCUGCCAGGAGGUCGACCUCACCCAGGUCCAGACCGAACUCACCGACAUCAAGGGCCAGCUGACCAAGCUCGUCCCUGUCUCUGUUGCCAGCAAGCGUGAUAUCGUGGGCACGGCUAGCAAUGUUGCUAUGCCCGUCACUAAUGUCGCUGGCGGCGCAGUCAAGACCGUUGAGGGUGUUGCUAAGCCUGUCACCGAUGUCGUCGGUGGCGCUGUUGGCACCGUCAAGGACACUGCUGGCGGCGCUGUUGUCACCGUUAAGAACAUUGCCUCUGGUGCCGUCGAGACUGUUACCGGCACCGUCGGCGUCAACAUCCUUGCGCAGAACCUGGUCAGCAAGGUUAAGAGCGGUGUCCUUGACGCUGCCGGUGUCGAGAACGUCCUCAACACUAUCGGCCAGGCUGGUGGUCUCUCUCCUACUUCCAUCACCUCCAUCCUCGCGGGGCUCCUUUAA
This is a messenger RNA of Aspergillus viridinutans, 603 nucleotides long. RefSeq lists its product as uncharacterized. Bases 1 to 603 code for a protein of 200 amino acids. Lineage: Eukaryota; Fungi; Ascomycota; Eurotiomycetes; Eurotiales; Aspergillaceae. The transcript has 5 exons. The record is from RefSeq and is a predicted model, not a curated record.